This is a messenger RNA of Trematosphaeria pertusa, 1646 nucleotides long. Its product is annotated as Paf1-domain-containing protein. Gene Ontology annotation, cellular component: Cdc73/Paf1 complex. The coding region runs from base 69 to 1430 and encodes 453 amino acids. Gene Ontology annotation, biological process: transcription elongation by RNA polymerase II. The record is from RefSeq and is a predicted model, not a curated record. NCBI's taxonomy places the organism in Eukaryota, Fungi, Ascomycota, Dothideomycetes, Pleosporales, Trematosphaeriaceae. Gene Ontology annotation, molecular function: chromatin binding; RNA polymerase II complex binding. The transcript is spliced from 2 exons.
CUCUCUUUCAGCAACCUCGCAAACGCACCCAACUUCCACGGCCGAACUGUCCCUACGAUUGCGACAUCAUGGCCUCGUCACAGCGACCGGACUAUCGUCAAGACUAUAUUGCGCGGAUACGAUAUUCAAACGCGCUCCCUCCGCCGCCAUGUCCCCCAAAGCUCCUCGACAUCCCCAACACAGGCCUUUCAAGCGGACAAUACACCUCAGCGGGCUUUGCAUCGCGGCUAGCGCGAGAGCAGCCGCUGAAUAUUGAAGCAGAUGCAGAGCUGGGUAUGCCGAUCGACCUGGUCGGUCUCCCUGGCGUCUUCGAUGGGGAUGAAUCAGCAAUUCAGUCGCUCUCGAACCCCCCAGCAUUGCACCCUGCAGAUCGAGCAUUAAUGCGACCACCUAACGCCCUUGGUAAAGCGACCGCAAGUGCUGCCGGUGCUUCGUUCUUGCGCCGUACCGAAUACAUCACCUCGAGCACGACCGGCGCAUCGAAAUUUGAGUCAAGCAACUCAUCAAACACAAUGCGCGUACGGACAAAGCGGCGGCGUCAAGUUGAUAUCUCCGAAGACGAUCCUACCAACAUCGCUAGGCAUAUCCUGAAAGGCUUCAACCUCGCCUACCCGGAUGAUGCAUACAACGGCCCUGACACCGCGGACAACUUACGCGCUGCAGAAAUUGUGCCGGAGGACCGGCAGGCAUGGAAGAUGCCCAAGCACCCCGUAAACCCUAACCUCACAUGCAUUGGCACAUACCCCUUGCUUCCAGACUGGGAUGCCAUGCCCGACACAGGUUCCUACAUGGCAUACAAGUUCAUGGCACCGCCGAUUAAUAACCCGAACGACCCCUCCUACGACUCUCGUCUCGACGUCGCACUCCUACGCCCCGCUGGGCAAACCGUCGAAGACCACAACCUCUAUGUCCAAGAACAGGAAGCGCAUAAGCAAGACCCCACAAUACCUCUACCAAUUCCCCGCUACGACUUCGAGUUAUUCCUCCCUCCUGACCGAGAGAAAGUGCACGGCAUAAAACGCAACUUCACCACCCACGAUCCCGACAACGACACGGAGAUCCCCUUCGACGAAACCCAGGACGAAGACGGCCGCGCGAAGAAGUACUUCAAGUACGAGCUCAUCCGCACGUACGAGACGCAGAACCAGGUUGGCGAUCCAGAGAACACAUAUGGUGAUGUGGUCGCGCUUGCGAUACAUGACCCUGAGCAGCAUGAGGAGGAGCCGUUGAGGGGUACUAAGCUGCAGAAGGCGGCGUACUUCUAUCCCAUUAUCCAGAAGACGAAUCUGAGAAGUAGGAGGCCCGGGAAAGUGGAGAUGGCGCUCGAGGAGCCGAAGGUGGAUAUCAUUGAGACGGCAGCAAGGGAUCCGGAUGCGGAGGUGGAGAGGAGGCGAACUGUGCGGCAGAGGUAUGAUCCGAUAGGCGCGUAAUUGAAGCCAGGCUUGGUAUCUUUUGAGCGGCGUUGAGUAGGCUCCGGCGUCAUCAGAACCAGGCGUGGGGCAUUCAUCGACAGCGUGGCGUCGAUGCGAAAUGCAUGGCUUUUCCGAAUUGCUUCAAGCUUCUACGUUUGGAUUUUACAGUAUCUAUAAGAGUCCUAAUCUUCAGGUUAGCAUAAAUCUGUAUCAGGGAUGCCCGGUCCAUUAUAC